This is a messenger RNA of Sardina pilchardus (European sardine), 1501 nucleotides long. RefSeq names its product CCN family member 1-like. The coding region runs from base 244 to 1470 and encodes 408 amino acids. The transcript has 5 exons. NCBI's taxonomy places the organism in Eukaryota, Metazoa, Chordata, Actinopteri, Clupeiformes, Clupeidae. The record is from RefSeq and is a predicted model, not a curated record. Gene Ontology annotation, biological process: signal transduction; cell adhesion. Gene Ontology annotation, cellular component: extracellular matrix; extracellular region. Gene Ontology annotation, molecular function: integrin binding; heparin binding.
UUGACGACCCGCGACAGCUCGUGGCGGGAGAGUAAACGACUGUUUCGAAACAUACAGAGACCAUACGGUUUUAGAACAAUUUCAUUCUGUACUUUCUUCGUGCUGUUUUUUUCCCCUUUUUUUCUUUUUAUUGACCUCAGGCAGUUGUACAUACUGCCAGUCAAUUAUUUUAUUUGCUUACUUUUCAUUGCUACCCUCUUUGAAGACCGUUUUGUUUAGGCUGCCAGAAAAGGACAUUUAGUCAUGAACUCUUUGAUAUCACUGGCUUUUUUGACAAUGGCGACCAUCUAUAUGGUGGAUGCCAGCUGCCCGGCCGUGUGCCGGUGCCCCUCGGCGCCCCUGGCGUGCCCGCCUGGCGUGAGCUCGGUGGAGGACGGCUGCGGCUGCUGCCGCGUGUGUGCCGCCCAGCUCAACCAGGACUGCAGCGCCGCGCGCCCCUGCGACCACCACAAGGGCCUCGAGUGUAACUACGGCAACGACGCCGCUAGCACGUGGGGCGUGUGCAGAGCCAAACUGGAGGGCCGCAGCUGUGAGUUCGGCGGGCGCAUGCACCAGAACGGCGAGGGCUUCCGCGUGGGCUGCAAGCACCAGUGCACGUGCGUGGACGGCGCGGUGGGCUGCGCCCCGCUCUGCGCCAACCAGCUGCCCCUGGCGUCCGCCGAGUGCCCGUACCCGCGCCUGGUGCGCGUGCCCGGACAGUGCUGCUUCAGCGUGGACUGCCACAAGGGGGCGCUGCCGCCCCUGCUGCCCCCGAAGAAGACGACGACGACGACGACGACGCGGAAGCCGACCAAGACCAGGCCCAAGCAGCAGCAGCAGCAGCAUCAGGACCAGAAUCGCCAUGACAACAAUGACGACGACGGGCAACAGUACGGCCUGACACCGUACCGUCCAGAUUACCAGAACAACAGGGUGACCAACGAGGUGGCGGAGAGGGGAGCGCUGAACUGGGCCGACGAGCAGGGCUACAAGCAUCUGCCAGUCUGGAGUCCCUCUCAGAGGUGUGUGGUUCAGACCACUGAUUGGUCACCGUGCUCCAGCAGCUGUGGAGUGGGCGUGUCCUCCCGCAUCACCAACGACAACGCCCAGUGCAAGCUGCAGAAGGAGACCCGCCUCUGCAACAUCAGGCCCUGCAGCUCAUUGGAUAUCCUCCCCAAGAGAGGGAAGAAGUGCACGCGCACCCGGAGGUCCCCCGAGCCUGUGCGCCUCACCUACGCCGGCUGCCGCAGCGUCCGCCUCUACCGGCCCAACCACUGUGGCGUCUGCGUCGACGGCCGACGCUGCUGCCAGCCCGCCCGCUCCCGCACCGUCCAGGUGCCCUUCCAGUGCCCCGGUGGCACCCGCGUGGCGCGCGCCGUCAUGUUCAUCCAGUCGUGCCGCUGCAGCAGCGAGGACUGCGGCCACCUGAACGAGGCGGCGCUGCCGCCCAAGCGCUGGAUGUACGGAGACACCCACAAGUUCCUGGACUAGAGAGGAAGAGAGGAAGAGAAACGGACGAGAG